This is a messenger RNA of Alternaria infectoria, 756 nucleotides long. RefSeq lists its product as uncharacterized. Bases 1 to 756 code for a protein of 251 amino acids. The transcript has 2 exons. The record is from RefSeq and is a predicted model, not a curated record. Lineage: Eukaryota; Fungi; Ascomycota; Dothideomycetes; Pleosporales; Pleosporaceae.
AUGAUUGCUCGCAGUCUCACUUCCUCGCACUACAAGACGACCUCCGGUACAAACACACAUUACCUACAAGGUGGUGAUCCUUCUGGUCCGCUUCUAGUAUGUCUCCAUGGGCUCGGAGGUUCUACCGAAACAUUCUCGCCCCUCGUACCUUCCCUACCCCAAGCCUACAACAUUGUUCUUGUCGACUUUCCUGGUUUCGGGAAGACACCACUAGCAGGUGUCACGAAAGCACUUUCAGUUGAAGGGCUUGUUUCCGACUUGGACGAUCUUAUCACACAUCUGACAAAGUCGGAAACUGUAGCCCCGUCCAAAGCCGUUAUCGCUGGACAUUCGCUCGGCGCCAUUAUUGCUCUGCAGUAUACUGCAAGAUAUCCACAGUCUGUUGCAGGUCUCUUGCUCCUUGGUCCUGGUCGAGCGGCCGGUCACAUCACCGCUGUUCGACAGCGCAUGCUCGAUCUUGCGGCCGCGGUGAGGAAGGAAGGCAUCAAGCAUGCAGCGGAUCUUGCGGCCAAGUCUAACUUCUACGACGAUAGUAGCCACAAAGAUCCGCAAUACCAGAUCAUCACAUGUCCUGCAGUCUUCGUGGCAGGAGAUAAGGAUAUGAUCAGCCCAGUGCAGCGGUCGCAAGAUCUCAGUACAUUAGUUGGAGGAAGAAGCUGGGUGCAUGUUGUGAAAAGUGGUCAUCAGCCGAUAUCGGAGGAUCUCCCGGGGGUUGAGAAAGCGGUGCAGCAACUGAUGGAAGCCAUCAUCGAAUGA